Fraxinus pennsylvanica is the source of this 1236-nucleotide messenger RNA. The record is from the annotation of a GenBank genome assembly. NCBI's taxonomy places the organism in Eukaryota, Viridiplantae, Streptophyta, Magnoliopsida, Lamiales, Oleaceae.
AUGAUCGCGAACUCCAGCGAUCCCGGCUCCAAUUCCCUCGACUUGUCCUCAUCGAAAUCCGUAAACGAAACAGUUAAUGGAUCCCACCACUUCACCAUUCGCGGGUUUUCCUUGGCCAAGGGCAUGGGGCCGGGGAAAUACAUUCAAUCUGAAACCUUCAGCGUAGGUGGCUACGAAUGGGCAAUUUACUUCUACCCAGAUGGGAAAAACCCCGAGGAUUCUUCCAUGUAUGUAUCGGUCUUUAUUGCACUUGCUAGUGACGGUACUGAUGUGAGGGCUCUAUUUGAAUUGACGCUGUUGGACCAGAGUGGGAAAGGGAAGCACAAGGUGCAUAGCCAUUUUGAUAGGGCCCUCGAGAGUGGGCCAUACACUCUUAAAUACAGGGGAAGCAUGUGGGGUUACAAACGAUUUUACAGAAGGACUACUUUAGAAACUUCUGAUUUUUUAAAGGAUGAUUGUCUUGCCAUGAGUUGCACUGUGGGAGUUGUAAGAACUCGUAUUGAGGGACCCCCCGAACUGUACAGUGUUCCUGUCCCGCCAUCGGACAUGGGCGAAAAUCUCAAGUACCUUCUUGAUUCUGAACUUGGAUGCGAUAUAGUUUUCCAGGUUGGUGAGGAGACAUUCAAAGCUCAUAAGUUGAUACUUGCUACCCGAUCUCCCGUGUUUAGAGCCCAAUUUUUUGGAUUUGUUGGAAAUCCUAAUACUGACAAAGUAGAGCUUGAGGAUAUUGAACCUUGUAUCUUCAGGGCAAUGCUCCAUUUUAUCUACUCUGACAACCUUGUCGAUUUACAAGAAACUACUGGCUCAACAUCUACCAGUACUUCUGCAAUCAUGAUGCAGCAUUUAUUGGCUGCUUCUGAACGAUUUUGUUUAGAUAGGUUGAAACAGUUAUGUGAAGCGAAAUUGUGUGAAGAGGUUAGUGCUGAUACAGUGGCAACCACUCUUUCUCUGGCAGAACAGCAUCACUGUCCACAGCUCAAGGCUAUAUGUCUGAACUUUGCAGCAACAAACUUGGGAGUGGUGAUGCAUUCAGAUGGAUUCAAACACUUGGAACAGAGCUGCCCCUCGCUGUUGUCUGAGCUUCUGGAAACAGUUGCAUCAGUGGAUGAGAAGUCAAAUCUUAUGCCGAAUAAGAAAAGAAGUGGCAGCAGUAUCUUUGGGCUAGAUCUGGCGGCUGAUGGUGGUGUGGUCGAAUCUUUAAAUCCUAAUGGCAGGCGUUUGCGUAGGCGGGUAUAG